CUCUCCUUCGCUUCCUUCCUCCCGUGCUCGCUGAUUGAUUGAUUGAUUCCUCCUCGCCUUCACUCCACUCCACCCCUCGCUCGCUCGCUCCCCUCGCCCCGGCGGGGAGGGCAGCGGAAACCCUAGCGGAGGCCCGGCCGGCGGGCUACAUGCUUCGAGGAGGUUCCUCGAGGAGGAGGGUAGGGUAGAGGAGUGCAGCAGCCGGUGCCAGCCAUGGGCUGCGUCUUCGGCCGCGCGGCCGCGUCGUCCCCCGCGGCGCCGAGGAGAAAGAGGGGCAAGGAGAGGGCGUCCCCGCAGCCCACAGCGGCGGCCGAGGCCGGGUCGCCCUCCGCGGCUGUCGACGGGGACGGGAGGGCGCGGCGGCGGCUCGGGGGCCGCAGGGCGGCGGGGCCAAGGCAGGGGUGCGUCCCCGCGGCCGCCGCGGCGGAGCAGCUCGCCGCGGGCUGGCCGCCGUGGCUCGUCGCCGUCGCGGGGGAGGCCCUCCGCGGGUGGGCCCCGCGCCGCGCCGACACCUUCGAGAAGCUCAAUAAGAUAGGGUCGGGCACGUACAGCAACGUGUACCGCGCGAGGGACACCGUCUCCGGCCGCAUCGUGGCUCUUAAGAAGGUCCGGUUCGACAACCUCGAGCCGGAGAGCGUCAAGUUCAUGGCCAGGGAGAUACUGAUCCUGAGGAGGCUCGACCACCCCAAUGUGAUCAAAUUGGAGGGCUUGGUCACUUCCAGGAUGUCAUGUAGCCUGUACCUUGUCUUCGAGUACAUGGAGCAUGACCUUGCUGGGCUCGCAGCAAGCCCUGAUAUCAAGUUCACGUUGCCUCAGAUAAAAUGUUACAUGCAGCAGCUGUUAUCGGGGCUUGAGCAUUGUCAUGACAACAAUGUAUUGCACCGGGAUAUCAAGGGGUCAAACUUGCUGUUGGAUAAUAAUGGGAUUCUUAAGAUUGCGGAUUUUGGGCUGGCAACGUUCUUUGACCCACGGCAUAAGCGGCCAAUGACAAGCCGGGUCGUCACGCUAUGGUAUCGGCCACCAGAAUUGUUACUUGGUGCAACUGAUUAUGGUGUAGGCAUUGAUUUGUGGAGUGCUGGGUGCAUUCUGGCAGAGCUCUUGUAUGGGAAGCCCAUAAUGCCUGGACGCACUGAGGUGGAGCAGUUGCACAAGAUUUUUAAGCUAUGUGGCUCCCCUUCAGAGGAAUAUUGGAAGAAGUCUAAACUACCACAUGCAACGAUAUUCAAACCCCAACAGCCCUAUAAACGUUGCAUCAGGGAGACAUUUAAAGACUUUCCUGCAUCGGCUCUGCCAUUGGUUGAAACUUUGCUUGCAAUUGAUCCAGCUGAGCGUCAAACUGCGACAGCUGCAUUGCACAGUGAUUUUUUUUCAACCGAGCCUUAUGCUUGUGAUCCUUCAAGCCUGCCAACUUAUCCUCCUAGCAAGGAGAUGGAUGCCAAGUUGAGAGAUGAGGAAGCUAGAAGGCUACGAGCUGCUGCAAAGGCCAAAGGAGAAGCAAAAAGGACGCGACCACGUGAUCGAUCUCACAGGGCUGGACCAGCACCAGAAGCUAAUGCAGAGAUUCAAGCAAACUUAGACAGGCGACGGAUGAUAACCCAUGCCAAUGCAAAGAGCAAAAGUGAGAAGUUCCCUCCGCCACAUCAGGAUGGAGCAAUGGGUAAUCCACUGGGAUCCUGUCGUCAUAUGGAGCCUAUGUUCGAGCACCAGGACGCUUCCUUCAGUACAGUAGUCCCCAUUGAGAAGGGGACCUCACAAACAUGGUCGGGACCCUUGUUUGAUCCAUCAGCUCUUGGGCAAUCGAGGCGGAAGAAGCAGACAACCCUAGAUGCCAAGGCUGCAGCUUACUCAAAGCAGCUCCAAAAAGAAAAGGCAGGGAUACGAGCCAGAUAAUAAUUAAUAAAGUAUCUUUUUGGUGAGUUUGUGGGGAAGAGGUUCUUCAUGAUAGCAUAUAGAUGAAUUUUCUUCCUUGCUUUGUUCCUUUGGUGGUUGGAAAGCAGGUAACAGUGCUUUCCAGUUUCCACUGUAGGGAGAAUUCUUCGAGAUUGUGUAUAUGCUAUGUGUUAGUGCUUCCUGUUCUUUUUAGAUGCUUUUGAACGAGAUGGUGUGCUGUCACUAAGACAGGACCAGCCUUGGGUUUUACCACCCUUGUAUUUAUGCUGUUUAUGACAAUUCAGUUGCCGAUGUGUAUAUAUGUAGUAAUUAUUUCGUCCGUUUAUGUAAAGGGAUAGUGAUUGCAUUUA
Panicum hallii is the source of this 2240-nucleotide messenger RNA. RefSeq names its product probable serine/threonine-protein kinase At1g54610. The record is from RefSeq and is a predicted model, not a curated record. The coding region runs from base 214 to 1890 and encodes 558 amino acids. Gene Ontology annotation, cellular component: nucleus; cyclin-dependent protein kinase holoenzyme complex. Gene Ontology annotation, molecular function: RNA polymerase II CTD heptapeptide repeat kinase activity; ATP binding; cyclin-dependent protein serine/threonine kinase activity. The transcript is spliced from 7 exons. Lineage: Eukaryota; Viridiplantae; Streptophyta; Magnoliopsida; Poales; Poaceae. Gene Ontology annotation, biological process: protein phosphorylation; positive regulation of transcription elongation by RNA polymerase II.